UCGACAACCAACCACAAGCGGUUGCUGCAUUAAUUAAAAUGAAAUAAUAAAUAGGAGUGAGCUAACAGCCACCCUCCUCCAUCCAUCAUCCUCUUACUUCCCAUUUCUUCCUUCUCAUGUCUGCCCUUCAACCCUCUCUUCAAGACCCCUACAAGUUGCUCAAUCUCUCCCCCAACCCUGAUGGCUCCAUCACCCGGCUCAAUCAGAUCCCUACCCUACCCCCAACUCCCCACAUUCCCCCCCCUUCCGACUCUCCCGCUCCCCUCGCCCUCUCCAAAGACGUACCCCUCAAUCCUGCAAACAACACCUUCCUUCGCCUCUUUCGCCCCCUAAACCCUCCUCCUAACACCAAGCUUCCUCUCAUUCUUUACUUCCAUGGCGGUGGUUUUGUGUUAUUAAGCGCCACUUCUUUCUUUUUUCACGACUCCUGCAACCUUAUGGCGGUUCAUUUCCCUGCUGUUAUCGCUUCCCUCGAGUACAGGCUUGCGCCGGAACACCGUCUCCCGGCGGCUUACGACGACGCCAUGGACGCUAUCAUGUGGGUUAAAACCCAAGCACUGCAGGGCGAAGGCGUUGAUCCUUGGAUGAAAGAGCUCCCCGACUUCUCUAGGGUUUUCCUGAUGGGCAGCAGCGCCGGGGGGAACAUGGUGUACCAUGCAGCGCUGCGCGCACUGGAUCUUGAUCUCCAGCCCGUGAAAAUCGUGGGGCUGAUAAUGAACCAGCCCUUCUUCGGUGGGUUGCGGCGGACUGAAUCAGAGCUCAAAUACAUCAACGACCGCAUCGUCCCUGCGCAUGCAGCUGAUCUGCUGUGGUCGCUGGCGUUGCCGGAGGGCGAGGAUCGAGGGCACGAGUACUGCGACCCGAUGGGUGGUGGGUCCCACGUCGACAAAAUCGGACGGCUGCCGACGAGUUUGGUGAGAGGUUACGCCGGGGACCCACUGGUGGACAGGCAGAAGGAGUUCGCCAAGAUGCUGGAGGCGCGUGGGGUGCGCGUGAUACCGCAGUUCCUCGACGCAGGGCAUCAUGCAGUGGAGAUUUAUGACCCAGAAUUUGCGCAGGCACUGUAUGAUGAUAUUAAAGAUUUUAUACGCUGUGUUGCUGCUGCGGAUGAUGAAGCUAAUCAGUUAAGGUCAAUAAUGUAAUAACCCAUAAAGAGAUUUAGUUGCAAAUUAAUUACUUCACUAAAUGUAUAAUAAUGCUGAGCUUAUGGGUUCAUUGUUUAA
Molecule: messenger RNA, 1223 nt
Organism: Sesamum indicum (sesame)
Lineage: Eukaryota; Viridiplantae; Streptophyta; Magnoliopsida; Lamiales; Pedaliaceae
Product: alpha/beta-Hydrolases superfamily protein
Molecular function (GO): hydrolase activity
Source: RefSeq, a predicted model, not a curated record